GCGCGCUCCGCUCGCAACAUGUCGGUGCGUGUAGACCAUCGCGAUCGCGAUCGCUUUUCUAGACAUUCUUCCCGCGCUUCUGUCGAUCUCGCUUUUCCGAGUGGAUCUGCGCGGGAUCAUUCUUUUCGUUCCGUUCACUCGGGUCGUGUGCCGCGUGUAGCUAGCGAUGAUUUAAUGGUGCCAGUGCGCACGUUAAGAUCAGCUUCGUGUCGAGCAGCACCAGGUGCUCCACAUCGCCUCAGACGACACCACUCCUCAGCUGCAGAAUGCGAACGAGCACGUCGUUCGCGUCGCCAUACAUUGGAACUUCCCAACAGUCGUGGUCCCAGCGUCCGAAGCCGGUCCCCAGAGCCGCCUCCUCCAGCUCCCGAGCCGGAGGUUCCACCCGAGGAUGCCGGCAAGGAGGCUCGGAGACGACGCGUGGUCGCCGCCGUCGCCGCUUCCUUCUUCGCGUUGGCGCUGGCUUCUGUCCUCGUGGUGGUGGUGACACUGACUCACAGCUCAGUGCUACGCGCACACAACCAAACAGCCAAGUACUACACGUUCUCCGUGCCGCCGCACCAUCCUCUCAUCCGGCAAGAGAACGAGCGGCUGAUGCACGACGUCCUUCAGGCGGGAAUCGCCAAUCGCACCCUGUCGUCGGGGGCAUUGCGCUGACGCCGCGCUAUUCGCCGCGCCCGCGGCUCGAUAACAUUAGGCCUGCUGCCGCACCGCCCGAGGAGCCUCCGGACUUCACUCCUAGCGUGGACUUACCUUUCACUCCCCACGACACGCAACCUGUGCCGACAGAGGACACACGCAGCGCGCCGGUGAGCGGAGCCGAUGCGGGCCCAGCGUGAUUCAGUCGGAAUACAAUGGUUUCUGUUCUAGGCCUGCUGUUAUUGCGCUGGAAUUAAAACGAACAGACUGUGUAGCGUUCGUUUGCGGGUUCUAUUCGAGAGUUGUGUGGUUUAAAAGUGUAGUUAGAUUUUGUGAAAUUGUGAAUGAUAAAUACGAAAUGUUAAUUGUUAUAAUAAAUAAUACUAUAAUAUAUAUUAUGAGAUUGUAUUGAGAUAGACAGGCAGUACCUGCUUCCGGUAUUUAGAUAAGGAUAUAGAUUAAAUUAUAUUAGUCGGUGGUUAAAUUAUGAUCAUAA
This is a messenger RNA of Vanessa atalanta (red admiral), 1135 nucleotides long. RefSeq lists its product as uncharacterized. The transcript is spliced from 2 exons. The record is from RefSeq and is a predicted model, not a curated record. Lineage: Eukaryota; Metazoa; Arthropoda; Insecta; Lepidoptera; Nymphalidae. The coding region runs from base 19 to 657 and encodes 212 amino acids.